Camelus dromedarius (Arabian camel) is the source of this 5822-nucleotide messenger RNA. RefSeq names its product thioredoxin reductase 3 (gene TXNRD3). Gene Ontology annotation, cellular component: cytosol; mitochondrion. NCBI's taxonomy places the organism in Eukaryota, Metazoa, Chordata, Mammalia, Artiodactyla, Camelidae. Gene Ontology annotation, molecular function: flavin adenine dinucleotide binding; glutathione-disulfide reductase (NADPH) activity; thioredoxin-disulfide reductase (NADPH) activity. Gene Ontology annotation, biological process: cell redox homeostasis; cellular response to oxidative stress; glutathione metabolic process. The transcript is spliced from 16 exons. The record is from RefSeq and is a predicted model, not a curated record. Bases 2868 to 4562 code for a protein of 564 amino acids.
AAUGGAAAAUCCCAGAUCUGGCUUUCUUGUCACUCUCCUUAUGGGAUCAUUUGGUUAACUGAAGUUUGGAAGUUUAAUGUAGUUGAUUCUGUCACUCUUUUUCUUUUCUGGUUUGUGCUUUUUGCAUCUUAUUUCAGAAGUCUGUGUCUACUCGGAGGUCGUAAAUACCCUCUCCUGUUCUAGUUCCUGAAGGUUUGCCCGUGCGCUUUUCACACUCCCCAGCUUUGUUCCCCCUGGACUUGGAGCUGACAUCCUGCUUCCUGUCUCUACGAAUCUGACCGCUCUAGGGACCUCAUAUAAAUGUGCAGUAUGUGUCCUUUUGUGACCGGCUUAUUUCAUUUAGCCUGUUGUCCUCAAGGUUCAUCCAUGUUGUUGCGUGUGUCAGAGUUGCCUCUCUUUUCAAGGCUGAAUAAUAUUCCAUUGUGUGAAUGGGCCCGAUUUAGUUUAUACUUCCUCUGUUGAUGAACACUUGGGUCGUUUCCGUCUUUUGGCUGUUGUGAAUAUUGCUGGUGGGAAUGUAGGUAUACAAAUACCUGUUUGAGUUUCUUCUUUCAAUUCUUUUGGGUGUGUACCCAGAGGUGGCAUUGCUGGCUCAUAUGACGUUUCUAUGUGUUUUUAAUUUUUUGAGGAAUGACCAUGCUGUUUUCCGUAGUGGCCACACUGUUUUUCAUUCCCACCAACAGUGCCCAAAGGUUUCAGUUUCUUCACAUCCUUGCCAACACUUGCUAUUCCCUGGUUUUUUGUAUUUUUGUUUUGGUAGUAGUUAUCCUAGUGGAUGUGAGGUGGUGUCUCAUUCGGUUUGAGUUGCAUGUCCCUGAUGAUUAAAGAUGUCUCUGUGCGUGUGUCCUCGGCUGUGUGACUCUCCAGUUCAGACCUACCGUGAGAUGCCGUUGGGGGGCUUUUGAUUUUAUCCAUUGUGCUUUCCUGCAAUCCCAUAAUUUCCAGUUGGUCCCUUUCUGUAGUUCUUUCUUGUCAUUGAUCUCUUCUCCUGAAUGAGACUCUGUCAGACCUCCUCCACCUCCUGAGGGAUGGUGUCUUCAGUCCCUCAGACACACUCACACGUGUGGCUACUUUGCUGACUCAGCGUGGUGUCUGGGAGCCCUCAGAGGCAGGUCUGCAGACUGCUUUAGCCCUGUGUAUCACUUUCCUGUUUCUUUGUCUGUCUGGGCAUUUUGUGGACACCUGGACAGUUGAGGCUCCAGGUACUGGGCCCUCCUCCUCUGUGGCUUGUUUUUGUUUGCUUGUUUCUCUCUUUUCAGUGAGUUCGCUGGAUUGUUGAGGGGAAGUUUGUUUGUACCUGAAGAUGAACCUCUGACGGUCCUCAGAGGGUCUGCACAGCCUCUCUGGGGUGACAGGCGCUAGCUGGGCUCUGUCAGGACCUUGCCUGGUGCUAGGCCCCACUCACUGCGGGCCGGUUGCUCUGUUGCUCUGACAGCGCCUGAGGUGUGCACUGUUCCAUGCCUCGAUCCGGUUAAACCUGGGCCCCUUUGCAGAGGCAGUUUUUGAGGCAAAUUUGUGGUUUGCUCUGACCCUAGAAGGAUUGUGCUUCGGUACGUCUUUCCUGGCUCUCUGAUAAACCAGCUGGCUCCCGGUUUAGCUUGUUGCUGGGAUGGGCCUUCCAGCCUCCUCUUAACUGCUCACCACUGAAACCCCCAUUGUUUUCAGGGCACUUGAACUUCCCACAGUCUGUUUCAAAUACCAUCAGCUCCUUCAGAUGGAGUUUGGAGUUCUCUGCUCUUAUGGUUUACCUGCUGCCCUGGCCUUGCUCCAGCGCUGGGGCUGGGGACAGUGACUCCCUGCUGUUGGAGUGACAUCCCUGCUUAUGAGCAGACUCUGGCUGGGACUGUAGCCUCCGGUUUUCUGGACUUCUCUCCCAGCCUAGACCCUCGCCCUGCGAGUGGGCCAGGGCCGGGGUGGUCAGGGCCCUGGUAUUUGCGCCUGCGGUAGAGGCUCUGAUUUAUGGGUGGGGGUGGGUGGAGGAAGGCGGCUUUUCCCUCAGAGCUGUGGGGACGCUGAGAAAUGACGGUGGCCUGUCCCCGUGGGGCCGCACUGCCCCGGGCAGAGAAGGGAAGGUGCUCGCACUCUCCCUGCUCUGACCAGUGUUGAGCAGAGCCUGUAGGGUAAGUGUGUCCUUAGACGCUGGGUGCCCUCAGUUCCCAGAGACUUUAAAUGACUGGUUUUGAAAAGCUUUCACCAGUUGCCAGGGAGGUCUGCCGAGCGCCUCGUGCCUCCAUCCUCUGGGCUCUACCUUGAGGGCCUCGGGCCUCACAGAGUUCGAGUAGGGGUGAAAGCGGGCUCUAAAGGACAUCUCUGCCUGCAGGUUAGAGAGCGGGGGGGCACCCCUGGAUGCAGGAGAACUCAGGUUGGCACAGAAGUCCCAGUAGCAGGUCUUGCUGGCUCCAGGUGGCAGUUGUGGGGAACUGAAGAUGAGCUAGGUUAGCACAGAGGCUUGUUGAGACUCGGUAAGUGAGUGGGUGGGUGGGAGUCGGUGUGGGUAGGAAGAGGGUGCAGGAGCGGGAGGCCUCAGGGUGACUCGCAUCAGUGUUUGGCAGGUUUGCACCCAGGCCCGAUUCCACGUGUCUGACAAGUUAUCCUGGAGACAUCCUGCUGCUGGUCCUCUGUCCCCUGCUUGGGUAGCAAGGAUCUAGGGCUUCGUGUCCGGCAGCUGGUGAAUGAGGACAGGGUGGAAUUGUCAGCUUCCUCGUCUGUUUCCCUGCAGCGUGGGUAAAGGGCAGGGGUCGUGUCUUGUUCAUUGUCACAUCCUGAGUGUGUGGAACAAUGGACGACCCACAGCAGGUGUUGGAUGGAUAAAUAUUUGUUGAAUGGUUUAAUGACAAUCGAAAGAAAAUGCAGAAAGAGAAAAAGGAAUGUGGAAAAAGGUUAAAGAACUCUUCUCUUCCUUGGGAGUCGAAUGUAAUAUCUUGGAACUUGAUCAAGUUGACAAUGGGGCCAGCGUUCAGGAAGUGCUGUCGGAGAUCACUCAUCAGAACACCGUGCCCAACAUCUUUGUGAAUAAAGUGCACGUGGGUGGGUGCGACCGGACUUUCCAGGCACAUCAGAGCGGCUUACUGCAGAAGCUCCUUCAGGAAGACCCAGCCUACGACUACGACCUCAUUGUCAUUGGCGGUGGCUCUGGCGGCCUUGCGUGUGCGCAGGAAGCUGCCGUUCUGGGGAGGAAGGUUAUGGUGCUGGACUUCGUGGCCCCGUCACCGCAGGGCACGUCGUGGGGCCUUGGUGGGACUUGUGUGAAUGUCGGCUGUGUCCCGAAGAAGCUGAUGCACCAGGCCGCCCUCCUGGGACAGGCGCUGACCGACUCGAGGAGGUUUGGCUGGGAGUUCAGUCAACAAGUGAAGCACAACUGGGGGACCCUGACCGAGGCCGUGCAGACCCACGUCGGCUCCCUGAACUGGGGCUGCAGGCUGUCGCUGAGGGAGAAGGCUGUGGCCUACGUCAACGCCCACGGAGAGUUUGUGGAGCACCAUAAAGUCAAGGCGACCAAUGGAAAAGGACAGAAAACGUGUUAUACUGCUGCCAAAUUUGUCAUAGCAACAGGGGAGAGGCCGCGGUAUCUGGGAAUCCAAGGAGCUAAAGAAUACUGCAUAACGAGUGACGACCUCUUCUCCCUGCCCUACUGCCCGGGUGCCACCCUGGUGGUGGGCGCGUCCUACGUGGCCCUGGAGUGCGCCGGGUUCCUGGCCGGCCUGGGCCUGGAGGUCACGGUCAUGGUGCGCUCCGUCCUGCUGCGGGGCUUCGACCAGGAGAUGGCGGAGAGGCUGGGCUCCUCCCUGGAGCGGCUGGGCGUGCGCUUCCUGCGGAAGUUCGUGCCGGUGGCGGUGCUGCAGCUGCAGAAGGGCUCGCCGGGAAAGCUGAAGGUGGUGGCCAGGUCCACGGAGGGUCCGGAGACGGUGGAGGGCGUCUACAACACGGUUCUGCUGGCCAUCGGUCGUGACUCCUGUACGAAGGGAAUCGGGUUGGAGAAGAUUGGUGUCAAAAUCAAUGAGAAGAAUGGCAAAAUUCCCGUGAACGACAUGGAACAGACCAACGUGCCCUACGUUUACGCUGUCGGGGACGUCCUGGAGGGUAAGCCCCAGCUCACCCCCGUGGCCAUGCAGGCGGGCAAGCUGCUGGCUCGAAGACUUUUUGGCGGCUGUUUAGAAAAGUGCGACUACGUGAACGUUCCGACCGUGGUGUUCACGCCGCUGGAGUACGGCUGCUGUGGGCUCUCCGAGGAGAGGGCCGCCCAGGAGUAUCAGAGGGAGAAUCUGGAAGUCUACCACACUUUGUUCUGGCCGCUCGAGUGGACGGUGGCCUGCAGAGACAACAAUGCUUGUUACGCAAAGAUCAUCUGCAAUAAAUUCGACAACGAGCGGGUGGUCGGAUUUCACAUCCUUGGACCGAAUGCUGGUGAGAUCACCCAGGGAUUCGCGGCCGCGAUGAAAUGUGGGCUCACAAAACGGCUGCUGGAUGACACCGUUGGAAUCCACCCCACGUGCGCUGAGGUGUUCACGACCUUGGAGAUAACGAAGUCGUCGGGACUGGACAUCAUGCAGAAGGGCUGCUGAGGCUAAGCCGCCGCCCUCGGUCUCCUUGUCCUGCUCCCGCUGGCGGCUGGGCGGCCUGGUGGCCGGGCGCCCGGGGUGAUCGCGGGCAGGGAGACGGGUGGUGGGUCCCCCACAGAGCCCAGCUGACCGGAGGGCAGCCACACUGCCUCCUUGACGUCUCAGCUCGAAGCCCCUGCGGUGAGCCGAGGCCGACCUCUUCUCCGUCAGCUUGCCCGGAAGACCUGGCCCCCGCGGGACUCUUCCCACUGACGUUCCAGGUUCCUAGUGUUUAUCCUCUUGCUCCGUUGGUUCUGUGGGAAAUUGUCUCAGUCAGGAGCAGACAGUAAAGCGGGCAUCCUCACCGUCGGGGCCUGGACGCCCCCCAACAGGGGCUGCGGGGUGGUGGGUGCGCUGGGCACACUGGCUGCCGUGCGGGCGCUGACUCCUCCCGGCUUGCGUCUCCCCCUCAGACCCCGCCUCCCGCUCACCUGGUUGCCGUGGUGACACAGCCCUGGACUGAGCAGGAUAUCCCACAUCAGAGACAGAUGCUUGAAUUUCUGCUCAUGUUGAUCUCAAGAGGAACAUUAAACAGUUUUCAAUACAGUAUUAUGUGAAAUCUAAAUUCGGACUAUUUAAAACAAUUCAGUUCACAACUGAUUUACUUACGAUCAGGUUCAGUAAAUGACCAGGUGAUGUUGGGAAUUCCGUUUAAAUUCGCAUACCUGUUAGCAUCUGCAAGGCCUUUGAGGUGGGAGGCCUGCCUGGGAUCCCUUUGGGAAGCCCAUUUCCAUGAGGAGCAGACCUCACAGCAUCGAGUUGAGGCUUCUGGACGGUAAUGCUCCCCUGAGCCCACGCCGCCCACUAGCCCCCGGCUCUGUGGUCAGAAUUUCUUGGCAUACAUUUUAAACGAGCACGGAGGCCAGUAAACAGCUAGGGAGCUCCCUCUGUGGGCGGGAUGUUUCGCUGCCCUUGUGGGGACAGGCAGAGGAACCGGCAGAGUGGGGUCAGACGCCCAAAAUAACGGACGCAGAAUCUGGUUCCUGGGUCGCCUUUUGUUGGGGAGGGAAGAGCUCAGGGUGCAGUCGCUGUGGAACUGAGGACGUGGUGACUCCCGGGAUGUGGGCGGCGGGGAGGUAAUGGAGCAGAGUUAACGGAAGCGGCUGUAUUUGGGCUAAAUCGUGAGGGAUGAAUAGGAUUUUAAAGAUUAGAAGCAACGUGGAGACGGCUCUGGGGGAUGCUUUCAACACUUCAACAGAAAUACAAGAUAAAAUCAUUUUUUUA